CAUCCGCUGACCGAUAAGCAUCUCCUUAUCCUGCCAGUGCUCUAGAACGCCCCGAGUGACAUUUGUGCUGUGCCCCCCAGAAGCAGGAAAAGCAACAGUUGUUAGCUCGUGUUACGAAAUGUUCAAGUUCCACGUGGUUUGUGUCGUUCUGCUGGUGGUGGCCUGCCUAGCCUGGACCGAGGCGUUACCCGUCAAGGAACAGGGAGUUGAGGAUUUAAUCGACAGGCUGCAGCAACUGAAACAACUAAACGAUGAGUACCUGUACUUCAACCGCAUUCUGCUGAACGGAGGAACUCCGAUGGAAAUGGCUGUGGCACCUAGCCGUUCGGCCGUUUUCGGCCGAAAUCAACGCUCGCUGGAUUCCAUCGGCGGUGGAAACCUGCUCAAGCGAUCGCUCGAUUCGAUCGGGGGUGGAAAUCUGUUGAAGAAAUCACCCAACGCGGCGGUGGCUGUCAAGAAUAAAGCAUCCGGGGAGAAGGAAAGAAGCCACUUAGCAACAAUGAAGACAAAGCGAUCCCUCAACAACUCGGACCGGCGUACGCUGCUGUACCAGUACUACGCACGUGGAUUGGCCCCAAUGUACGACAAACGCAACUUUGACGAAAUCGACCGCUUCUCCAAGUUCAACGCCAAACGAAACAUCGAGUUGGCCGAUAUGAGCGAUCGGCUCCACGCUCCCAGCAAGCGCCAGUUUGACGAAAUUGAUCGAUACGCUAACUUCAACAACCGCCUGGGACGCAGCAUGGCCGACUAUGUGAAGCGCAAUUUCGAUGAAAUCGAUCGGUACGGCAAAUUCAACAAGCGCCCCUUCCGAGAGGUAGAGAAUCUGGACUCCAACGGUUUCAAUCAAGACACCAGCCAGCUGGCGGACGAAAUGGGUGUUAUCAACGAGUAUGCUCAAUAAGUAGACUUUAGUAAGCAAAACAAAAACAGAGGCAAACUUUUUUGAAAGUAGCAAAACCAACUAGCCUAUCUGGAGAAAUCGUUUAAAGUUUGGUGGAUGGAAUUCUCGUUAGAUGAUUCGAUAGGAAUGGUGAUUAGAAAGUUAGUUAGAAAGAAGCUCAGAUAGGACCGACGAAAAUUGUUACUCAACUGAUGUAUACUUUAUAUGAGGCUAAGCCUACCGAUGAUGUUAAAAAGUCUUUUGCAUGGUUAAUGAGUGAUUAAAACAGAAAAUCAAAAUUCAAACAUUUGCACAUAACAAAUAAAGUUCAAUUAAGGAAUUUA
Wyeomyia smithii (pitcher-plant mosquito) is the source of this 1227-nucleotide messenger RNA. RefSeq names its product orcokinin peptides type B-like. The transcript has 5 exons. The record is from RefSeq and is a predicted model, not a curated record. Lineage: Eukaryota; Metazoa; Arthropoda; Insecta; Diptera; Culicidae. The coding region runs from base 119 to 904 and encodes 261 amino acids.